This is a messenger RNA of Lolium rigidum, 2382 nucleotides long. RefSeq names its product heterogeneous nuclear ribonucleoprotein U-like protein 1. The record is from RefSeq and is a predicted model, not a curated record. NCBI's taxonomy places the organism in Eukaryota, Viridiplantae, Streptophyta, Magnoliopsida, Poales, Poaceae. The transcript is spliced from 8 exons. Gene Ontology annotation, molecular function: protein binding. The coding region runs from base 1 to 2064 and encodes 687 amino acids.
AUGGCGCCGACGGCCGACGAGGCCGCGCAGCCACCGCCGAAGCGCCCCCGCCACGUCGUCCACGCGGAGCCGAAGCCGCCGCCGCCGGCGGCGGCGCGCGUGGGGCUCAACCCGGCGGACUGCAACAUCGAUUUCGACGUCGGCGGGGGCGGGCUCCGGGGCCAGGCGCUGCACGGGGGCGGGUUCGCCUACUGCUGGUCCGGCGCGCGGGCGACGGCCGGAGUCCGGGGCGGCGGGCGGUACUGCUUCGGGUGCAGAAUCCUGGCGGAGCAGCCCGUGGAGAUGGAGGACACGGAGGCCGACCAGCGCCACCUCUGCCGCGUCGGGGUCUCGAGGGGGGACGACCCGGUGGGCGGCCUCGGGGAGUCCGGCCACGGCUUCGGGUUCGGGGGCACGGGGAAGCUCUCCCACCACGGCAAGUUCUUCGAUUACGGCGCCAGGUUCGGGGCCGGGGACACGAUCGUCUGCGCUGUCGACCUCGAUUCCAAGCCCAUGGCAUCCAUCGGGUUCUCCAAGAACGGCGAGUGGCUUGGCACUGCCCAGUGUUUCGAUGCAAGCGAGACAGGCCUUGGUUUGCUUGGUGCUGCUCCUGUAAGGCCGAUGCAGUGGGAGUCUGCGAUCUUCCCACAUGUGCUGCUGAAGAAUGUCAUCGUCGAGAUGCAGUUUAGCAGGGAGGAUGGGCUGGAGCCGGUUGACGGCUACGAGCCAUGGACCUCAGCUUUUGCGGACGGGAAUGCAGUAUCUGGGCCAGUGUUUGCAGAACAAGGGGAAUGUGAGGUUAUGAUGAUGGUUGGCCUCCCUGCUUCGGGGAAAUCAACCUGGGCAGAGAAGUGGGUCAAGGAUCACCCCGAGAAACGCUUCGUCCUUCUUGGGACUAACCUUGCAUUGGACCAAAUGAAGGUGCCAGGAUUGCUGCGUAAGAACAACUACGGCGAGCGUUUUGAUCGGUUGAUGGACCAUGCUACAACGAUUUUCAACACACUGCUGGAUAGAGCUGCAAAGAUCCCUCGCAAUUACAUCAUAGACCAGACCAACGUGUACAAAAGUGCCCGUAUUCGCAAGAUGAGACCAUUUGCAAACUACCGUAAAAUUGCUGUGGUCGUUUUCCCAUUGCCAAGUGAACUCAAUUCCCGGGCAGCAAAACGAUUCAUGGAGAUGGGGAAGGAUGUACCAGCUGAAGCGGUUGACCAGAUGACAGUCAAUUUUUUCUUGCCACAGUCAAAGGACAUGCCUGGUUCAAAGGAAUCUUUCGAUGAGGUAAUAUUUGUAGAGCUUUCUAGGGAUGAUGCCCAGACAAACCUAGACGAGAUGAAGCGUUUGCUGCCAAGAACCCCGACUCCCAGCUAUGACAAUUUGAAUAACCAAAAUGUUAGCUCAGCAUAUACUGGGAUUGUUUCUCAGGGCGUUUCUGGUGCAGGACCAUCUCUGUCAGGCUCUCAACAACCAAUGAUCAACUCAUAUGGACAAGGUGUCUAUGCUCAGGGUGCACCGGUGGGUGUUCAAGGUUUUCAGAAUACAACAGGGAACCAACAUCAAAUCCAGUCCAGCUACUUCAGUGCCCCAUACCAACAUCAGACCCAGACAAGCUACCCAAAUCCUAGCUAUCCAACAAACCAACAUCAAAUUCACCCAAGCUACCCAAGUACCACAAACCAACAUCAAACCUAUGGAAGCUACCCAUUUCCUGGACCUAGCAAUACAGAUUUGCACCAAAGAGUUGAAGCUCCCAUCACUGGCACGAACCUCUACCAAAUUCCUGGGCCAACAGGAGACUAUGGGAUUUCUGGCUAUGGACCUGUGGCUCCAGUCUAUGCCCAACCAUUACCUCAAGCUGCCCAUCACCAGGUGCCAUACCAUGAUGGAGUUUCUUCAUUGAGUUCUGGCAAUUAUGGACCCUAUGGACAGCAGUCUCUCGUGACAGAUGUGCACAACACAGGCUUGCAGUAUGCCGCUCCACUGGCCAGGCCGCCUGGUCUUGGAGUUCUACCCCCUCCGAUUCCCGGCCCACCUCCUCGCGCACCUCUCACUCCAUACUACACGGGUCCACAGCAGGGCUCCUGGUAGGGAGAAUUGGAACGCUUUUUUUUUAGAUGAGAACUGGAAUGCUGGAAUAUGUAAAGCUCGACAAGAGAUAAGAGUAGAGUAACGGUGACAGCAUAGUGCAGCAGAGGAUUGGAUCAAACGUCACCUGCAUAUUUUUGAGGUUCCAGGAACCUAUCUAAACUGUGGCAUUUAUUGUAGGCGCAUGUUUUUGCACCUACAAUACUUUUCCAGAUCAUCUUGUGCAAACGAUGACACUUGUGUUUGAUGAGCUUACAAGGAUUGCAAUAGUAUUUUCGUAGAUUGCUGUAAAAAUGAUCUUGUCAUCGUUGGAUACUUUGU